Dichotomopilus funicola is the source of this 444-nucleotide messenger RNA. RefSeq lists its product as uncharacterized. Lineage: Eukaryota; Fungi; Ascomycota; Sordariomycetes; Sordariales; Chaetomiaceae. The record is from RefSeq and is a predicted model, not a curated record. The transcript has a single exon. The coding region runs from base 1 to 444 and encodes 147 amino acids.
AUGCACAUCCAAGAAGAGACCGGUUAUGCCAUCUCCCUCUUUCCGCAGUCCGAGACGAUCUGGUUCCUGCCACCGCUAAGCGCUACUCUCGCGCGCCCCAGAACGUGCCAGCUUCCACCGUACCUUGCGCUUGCGAGCGACCGGACUGCUCUCCCGUUUUACGAACGUCCCCCAGAGUGGGGAGCCUUCCACUUGGACCAGACUGUAGUCCUUGUCCUGAAGGCGCACAUUAUGACUGAGGCGUUGAUGCGCAUCAUGGCUCGCGACGAUAAAACGAAGCUUGGCGCGCAUGUGGUGCAGCACUUCCCCUUCAUCCCUAUACAUGCCGAAAAGCUCGGCUUCCUGGAUCUCGACCUUCUCCCCGAGCCGUUCAAGAAGAUCUACGAAGAUUUCAGGGACGGGCCGCCGACUACGAAGCCCUUACAGAGGCGGCGUCGCGGGUGA